Molecule: messenger RNA, 765 nt
Organism: Scomber scombrus (Atlantic mackerel)
Lineage: Eukaryota; Metazoa; Chordata; Actinopteri; Scombriformes; Scombridae
Product: granzyme B-like
Exons: 5
Coding region: 1-765 (254 amino acids)
Biological process (GO): proteolysis
Molecular function (GO): serine-type endopeptidase activity
Source: RefSeq, a predicted model, not a curated record
AUGAUGCAUGCAUGUUGCAUUAUAUUAGUCAUUCAGCUGCUCUCCCUCUCUGGGGCUAUGGAGAGCAGCAUCGUGGGUGGUAAGAAAGCAAAGCCUCAUUCUAGACCCUACAUGGCAUCAUUGCAGGCCGAUAAAGACCAUACAUGUGGUGGGAUACUUAUUCGGGAGGACUUCGUCCUAACUGUAGCACACUGCAAAAAACCUGAGCAAAUGACGGUGGUACUUGGAGCACACGAUAUAACCAAGAAAGAGAAAAGUCAGCAAAGGAUUGAAGUGAAGUACCAUCCACAUCCGAAAUACAAAAAAGGGAAAUAUGAUAAUGACAUCAUGCUACUUAAGUUAAAAAAGAAUGCCACACUUAAUAAGUACGUGAAGACCAUUGGACUACCUAAGAAAGACGAGAAAAUUCCUGACAACACCAAGUGUGAUGUUGCAGGCUGGGGCGAAACUGGAAAGAAGAGAUUUAAGUCUCCUGUACUGCGCGUGGCCACGGAGAAGAUGCAAUCCAGCAAUGAGUGCCAAAAAAUAUGGGGCCAACCCUUCAAUAUUAAACAAAUGAUAUGCACCGCAUUUACCAAAAAGAAGGGAGGGGUUUGUCAGGGUGAUUCUGGUGGACCACUUAUCUGCAACACCAAGCUUCAGGGGAUAAUAGCUUUUACUGGCAAUGAUUGUAAUGAUCCCAAGUAUCCCCAUGUCUUCACUAAAAUCCAGGCCUUUCUACCGUGGAUUAAGAAAGUGAUGCAGGGAUUGGGGGAUGCUGAAUGA